This is a messenger RNA of Girardinichthys multiradiatus, 3870 nucleotides long. It is a transcript of the gene homeza, whose product is annotated as homeobox and leucine zipper encoding a. Gene Ontology annotation, biological process: regulation of transcription by RNA polymerase II. Gene Ontology annotation, cellular component: nucleus. The transcript has 3 exons. Gene Ontology annotation, molecular function: DNA binding; DNA-binding transcription factor activity, RNA polymerase II-specific. The coding region runs from base 600 to 2591 and encodes 663 amino acids. Lineage: Eukaryota; Metazoa; Chordata; Actinopteri; Cyprinodontiformes; Goodeidae. The record is from RefSeq and is a predicted model, not a curated record.
UCUCUCCAAUCCACGGCCUGCUCACCCAGACUGACACACCCAUCCAACCAUCAGUGAGGGGAGAGUCAUGUGGGCCUUCCGGGCUUCCUGGUCCUCAGCUCCGCCUCGCGUCGGUUUGGCCGGACAGGGGGAAACACUUCACAGUUAAAGAACAAAAGCAGCAACGGACAGACUGAGGGGGAGGAACAAACAGCGGCUCACAUACAACCUUUUAAUCUCACGAGUUGGAUAUUUGUGUUCCUGGCGAGAAUAAACCAGCGAUUGAACUCCUACGAAUGGGUACAAACUUGGUUACGUCGUAUCUUUGAAUCCUGACCGUAAUCCGUCGAGGUGCUUGGUAAAAAUAAGACAAGGGUCAACUAAAUAGAUGGACCGCAUUGUUUCCUCGCUCGGUGCCUUCAACUUCGGUUAUAUAUAUCUGAGUAGUACUGAAGAGUAGGCUGCGUUUCUCUGGUCUACGUGUCGUCAGAACGGACUCCGGGGAUUAAGGGUUAUUACGGCAAUUUCGGUUUCUGUUGCCAUAUCUUUCCCGUUGAGGAGGCCUCUCCCAUCUCUCAGGACUGAGAACUUGGAAGUGAAACAAAGCCUGACCAGUCAGGAUGGCGGAGCAUAUUUUGAUUGCCGACGUGACGUCAUACGCUAAACAUAACGGCAGAGAUGGACCGCUUGUGGACCCAAAUGAGCCUUUUGAAGUAGCUAUAAUGGAGUCAGACAGUAAAGAAAAGGCAGACACAAAACGCUCUUCAAAGAAAUUGCGGCAUUCUCCCAGCGCAGCAGAAAACAAUGCCAGCAGCGUGCCUAGUUUCACCACCAACCAUAACUCUGUUGUGUGCCUGCCUCUGGUCUCAGAGGGGCUCAAACUGGUAUGGACCCAGUCUAAUCAGACGCGAGAAUUGGACUCGAUCCCAGAACUUGUCCAUGCCUUUAAUUUAUUUCCAUACCCAUCCUCCAAAGAGGUUAGCACACUGGCUCGGGUAUGUGUAUUACCACUGGACAAAGUUAAAGUGUGGUUCAUGGUUCAGAGGAUUAAAUAUGGUAUUAGCUGGUCUUCAGAAGAAAUUGAGGAGACAAGGAGGAAGUUGGCUGUGCCUGAGCUUUGUGAGGACUCAGCUGAAACAAAUGAAGCUAAUUUGAAAAGCAAGAGCAAAGAGCUAGAUGAAUUGGUAACUGAGGAUAAGGACAGCGAUGAGGAGUGUGAUCUCAUCAGUUUUAUACCUGAAAUAAAGAAGGCAAAGUGUGAGUCUCCAGAUUCACAUAAAUCUACUGCUCCCUGUUUCAGAUCCAGUCUCCCACCGCCUCAGGAUUCAUAUUUCUACCGCUCACCAGCACACACCCCAGCGACCACAACAGCUGAUGUCUCCCCUGACCCCUCGGAGUCCUCUUCUCAACAGUACCGACACGGGCGUUACAAAAAGUCAAAAGCUCAGCUUGCUGCCCUGCGCAAAAGCUUUCUGAGAGAGAACUGGCCUGCAGAGCCUGAGCUCAAGCGUUUGCAGGAAGAAACGGGUCUGAGCCGCAAUGACAUUCGCAAAUGGUUCAGUGACAGUCGUUAUCAAUUAAGAGUUGGUCGGGGAAGCCUGGCAGCAGCCCAGACUUCUUCUCACCAAGCUGCUGUUGGGACUAAACAUGAACCACAAUCUCAAACUCAGCCUCUCCCACUCACCAAUCAAAAAUCUCGUCAGGUAAACGGGGUGAAAAGCCUUGAGGGAAGCCGAAACAACGGGAUCCGAAAUUCCCAUUUCUUUCAGACUUUUUUGUCAAACAGCCUAGAAGCAUUUGGUGAAAAGCUUAAUGAGACACAAGCACAUGAUGUUAUAGAAGAGCUUUCUGGGGAUGGGGACACUUUCAAAGAGGAGGAACAAACUGAAGAAGAACCAUUACAGUUGACCAAGACCUGCAAGACUGAGCCAGAUGUUGUCAUAGAGUUAAAAUCUUCCCCUUGUCCUUCCCCCCCUCGCUCUCCACCACUUACCACCUCCUCUAAUAAAACGUCUUCACACAGAAUCCGCACAUCAAAGAAGUCGGUGCAUUCAACUAAAGCCAGUCCCUCCCAGACACCCACAUGCUUCUCGGGCGCCUCCACAUCUACACCCCCUGCACUCACUCCUGCAGGACGUCCUAGAAAGACGAAGGAGCAGUUGGAUGUGUUAAAGCAGCACUUUUUGAAGUGCCAAUGGCCCACGAGUGAGGAAUACACUGAACUCGUCAAACUCACAGGUUUACCCAGGGCAGAUGUUAUUCAGUGGUUUGGCGACACACGCUAUGCCGUCAAAAAUGGCCAGUUGCGAUGGGUGAAGGGUGUCCGCGAGCAGUUCUUGGCAGAACUUGCUACUCAGCAAAGCGGCAGUGGUUUGUCGAAUGGAACUGGAGCCUCCACUCGUGGUGGGGGAGGGCGCAAACGAAAACUAAGCAGAGCAAGUACAGAUUCUCCUGAUAUCCAGCCCCUGGUAUCAUAUUACCUAACAACAGGGACACUAAAUGAAAAAGACCUUGACCUACUAUGCAAGAAAUCAAGAAUGAGCUACCAGCAAGUGCGAGACUGGUUUUCGGCUCAGGAGGUGGGAGAGACUGACGAACUUAUUGUGGCUUAGGACCUUUUGUGAAACUUGAUGUGUUCCUCCACACAUCUUUAACACAACAGGUGUGAUUACUGCUCUGGUGAGUGUUGCUUUAAUUAAGGCAGGUUUGUCAAAUCCAGUCUUCCCUGAACAAGCCCAAUGUGAGGUUUGAGUAUUUUUUUUUUUUAUAUAGAUAUGCUGCAUUCCCUGGUUAUUCUAAUAUAUUUAGAUCUGAAUUAUAUUUCUACUGGCUCUGUUGCUGUAAAUAGAACAGUAACCUGUACACUGGUUUGCUAUAUUUGUAAGCUCCUUUUUGGUUAGAUACCACUACAAUUGUAUUUUUUUUAUGUAUUCUAUUUGUAGCAGCAUAACAAGGUUACUAGAUGUAGAUCCAGAAAAAAUCUCUACACUGACAAACCUAUUGACUGAUCAUUAUAAUCAUUCUUUUUUUUUGCCAUUUUGUUUUCAUGAAAAGUACACUGGACUUGCUACUUUUAACGUCUUGCAUUUUGGUUUUCCAACUUGCUGCCCCCAUGUUAAUGAAGUCCUAAUAUUUCACGAUCUAUACUCCUUAUUACAGUGUCAUGUUUUGCUCUUUGUUGUAGAACCUACCAUGAUUAAAAUAACAACAUAGUACAUCACGUAUGUAAAAUGUAGUUCUGAAACACAUUUCCUUAAUUGCUCUUGUCACUCUGUUGAAAUGUUUUGAAUGCUCUGCUUGUCGUUUGCAUUCCACAGCAUCUUUCCAACAGUAAAGGUUGAGCCUAGUUGUAACAACUACAUCAUAAUAUAGACACCAGAAUUAAUAGGGCCUUAGUAGGCAUAGGGUGUAAUCUUACCAUCUAAAAUGUAGUCAGACUUCAUGGGCAGAAUGUGGGUGUUUGAAAGUUGUAAAAGCAAAAAUGAACCAAAAUCCAAUGAAUGGUAAGAUUUUACCAUCUUCAUACAGAAUGACAGAACAAUUUAAUUGAGUCAUAAGUUCACUUACAGAUGAAUAAAAGUACUUCUGGUGGACUUUAGAAAUUGAUGUCAGCUUUAAACGGAGUUUAGCUCUCUGGAAAUGUCCGACCAAAGGUCGAGCAAUCGGAAACAUGACGAAGCGGCGUGUACGACUGUUUUUCCUGUUGCUCAUGAAAAGGUAAUGCAGAUAUAAAUCUAUACAUGUACAGUCUUCAGUUUUGUUUUCUGGUUUAAAGAGAAAAUCCCGUUUGCACAAUUGUCACUGGAAACUAGUAAAUGUUUUGCCAUUAUAAUCAAGUGUACACAGAUUUAUUUUUGUGUGUUAUGAAUACAGACACCUGUGUUAAGUUUU